AUGGCUGGAGUGCAGUGUAAAGGGUCAGGGUCCACACUGAAGAAGUGUAGAACAGAUGACGGGGCAAUUCCACGCUGUGGUCAUUAUCUAGAUGUUGGAGUCAUCUGUUCAGUGGAGAGUCAGUACUUUAGUGAGUGGGGAACAGUGUGUGGUGCAUCGUGGGAUAUCAGAGCCUCCAACGUCCUCUGUCGACAGCUGAAUUGUGGGAGUGCUGUGGCCGUAGUGGGAGUGGACUGGUUUGGGGAGGGCAGUGGCCCAAGGUUGAGCCUGUCUGCUUCAUGCUCUAAUUCAGGUCACAGGUCCCUCAGACUGGUGGGUUCUGGGAGUGAGUGUGCAGGGCGUCUGGAGGUUUUCCACAAAGGCUCAUGGGGAACAGUGUGUGAUGACUCCUGGGAUAUGAAGGACGCCCAGGUGGUGUGCAGACAGCUCCAGUGUGGAGAGGCCCUCAGUGGACCGGUUCCAGCCUGGUUUGGUCCUGGAACUGGACCCAUUUGGCUGGAUAAGGUGGACUGCCUGGGGAACGAGACGUCCCUGUGGAGCUGUCCGUCAGAGGGAUGGGGCCGACAUGACUGUGGACACAAGGAGGACGUGGGAGUGCUGUGUUCAGAGUUUAAAGAGAUCAGACUGACUGAAGGCUGCUCUGGGAACCUGGAGGUUUUUUACAAUGGAACCUGGGGUAAUGUCUGCAUGGACCAGAUGGACUCAGACACAGUGUCUUUAAUCUGCCAAGAGCUGAACUGUGGAAAGAGCGGCAGUGUGGACUCAAGCACACCAAGACUGGCUUCAGCUCCAAACUGGCUUGACCGUGUACAAUGCCGCAAACACGACAUCAGUCUGUGGAACUGUCCGUCUUCACCCUGGGGUCAGAAUGAAUGCACUGGUGUUGAAGUGGCAAAAAUCACCUGUUCAGGUAAAUUACCUUCUUCAGUUGAAAACACGAUUUGUUGUCUAGACCAUCUACCCCUCAGACUGAUGGAGGGAGAGGGCCAGUGCUCUGGGAGGCUGGAGGUUUAUCAUGAUGGUACCUGGGGCUCAGUCUGUGAUGAUGACUGGAACAUUAGAGAUGCUCAGGUGGUGUGCAGACAGCUGGGCUGUGGGCCAGCACUGAGGGCUGAUGGGAAUGCUGCCUUUGGGCGUGGAGAGGGAGCUGUG
Chanos chanos (milkfish) is the source of this 1152-nucleotide messenger RNA. Its product is annotated as antigen WC1.1-like. Gene Ontology annotation, cellular component: membrane. The transcript is spliced from 5 exons. NCBI's taxonomy places the organism in Eukaryota, Metazoa, Chordata, Actinopteri, Gonorynchiformes, Chanidae. The annotation marks the transcript as partial. The record is from RefSeq and is a predicted model, not a curated record.